Molecule: messenger RNA, 540 nt
Organism: Ananas comosus (pineapple)
Lineage: Eukaryota; Viridiplantae; Streptophyta; Magnoliopsida; Poales; Bromeliaceae
Exons: 3
Coding region: 1-540 (179 amino acids)
Source: RefSeq, a predicted model, not a curated record
AUGCAGCAGAGCGCGUUCGCCACGUGUGAGGAGGUGCGGGCCCCACCGGCCGGACCGGACCGGCGCAGCCCGGUUUUUUGCCCCAAACCGCGCCGGCUCGGACCGCUCUCCCCCGUCGACCCGGUCCGACCCCUCCGCUGGCACGUUAGCCAUCAAGCGGAUCUGAGUGAACCCAAAGCAGGUGCCGAGCUACUUGACUUGUUUCUAACCAAGGGAGGUAGAUCAGAGCAACGUGGCAUAAUCUCCGCCGUUCUUAUCCGCGUUCGACCCCCGACCCGGUGCCACAGAACCGCUGGUCCCGACGGCCCGUUCGGCGAGACGGCCGCAUGCCGGGCCGGGCCUUACCCGGUUCGCCGCCGUCGCCCUCCGGAGAAGGCUGCGUCGCGCGCCAAGUCGGCCCGCCUCCCGCCGCCGUCCGCGUCGAGGGCUUCGACUUCGGGGCGCCGCUCAUGCGGCGGCAUCACCCCGCGGUCGCGGAUAAUAAAUAAUAAAAUAUUGUUAUUUGAAACACAGAAAACAAAACAUAACGGCCCUCAAUAA